AUUUUAUUUUAUUUGAAAUCAGUAUCGAAGAAGCUGAAGCACAGUGCGCAUUACUAAACUUAGAAUCCUUAUGUGUAAGUAGUUCUUUUUUUUGCCCCCUUAGUGAAUACGAUUGGAAUACUACAAUAAUCAAAGUUUGCAUAGGCACACCGGUCAUUAAAUUACUUUACUAUUAUCAGGAUGGGUGUUUGUCUUCUGAUUCAGAUAUCUUCAUUUUUGGUGCCAGGACAGUGUACACAGACAUUUUGCCUUGGUGAAGUAGGUCAUGUUGUUUGUUAUGAAAUGGAUGAUAUAGAGCAGAAAAUUGGAUUUGGAAGAAACUCUUUGAUUUCUUUGGCCCUUUUUCUUGGCAGUGAUUACUCUCAGGGUGUUCAUGGUCUUGGUCUGGAGUCAGCAUGCCAGAUUGUUAAAUCGAUUGGGGAUAAUCAUAUUCUUCAAAAAAUUGUGUCAGAAGGACUUUCUUUUGCAAGGAAGAAAAAUAAUCUAAAGAGACAAGGUCAAGUCAAGUGCAACAACACCACAUUGUCUAGCGAAGUGAACAUGAAUGGUGAAUGA
Messenger RNA from Hibiscus syriacus, 555 nucleotides. RefSeq names its product single-strand DNA endonuclease 1-like. Lineage: Eukaryota; Viridiplantae; Streptophyta; Magnoliopsida; Malvales; Malvaceae. The transcript has 4 exons. Gene Ontology annotation, molecular function: 5'-flap endonuclease activity; DNA binding. The coding region runs from base 181 to 555 and encodes 124 amino acids. The record is from RefSeq and is a predicted model, not a curated record.